Lactuca sativa (garden lettuce) is the source of this 1256-nucleotide messenger RNA. Its product is annotated as 2-alkenal reductase (NADP(+)-dependent). The record is from RefSeq and is a predicted model, not a curated record. Gene Ontology annotation, molecular function: 2-alkenal reductase [NAD(P)H] activity. Lineage: Eukaryota; Viridiplantae; Streptophyta; Magnoliopsida; Asterales; Asteraceae.
CAUAAAUACAAUCACCAUCAUCUUCACGAAAAUGUAAAAGUAAAACCUCUGAAUCAUAAAAAUGGCCGAAGUGGUGAGAAACAAGCAGGUGCUACUGAAAAACUACGUCGAUGGAUUCCCCAAAGAAUCCGAUAUGGCGGUGACUUCUGAUGCCACCAUCAAUCUGGAGCUACCCAAGAAUGAACCCGGCUCGAUUUUAACAAAGAAUCUGUACCUUUCCUGCGAUCCGAUGAUGAGGAAUCGCAUGACACAGACAUACGAAGGAGCCUACAUGGAUUCCUUCACUCCUGGUUCGCCUCUAGUCGGAGUCGGAGUAUCGAAGAUCGUGGAUUCUACUCACCCUGACUUCAAAAAAGGCGACUACAUCACCGGACACGUUAACUGGGAAGAAUACAGCGUGAUUCGAGAUCCACAGUUCCUAACAAAGAUCCAUAACACAGAUGUUCCUCUUUCAUACUAUACAGGAAUCCUGGGUAUGGCGGGAAUGACUGCGUAUGUUGGUUUUUACGAGUUUUGUUCUGCGAAGAAAGGAGAGUAUUUCUUCGUGUCCGCAGCUUCGGGAGCCAUCGGGCAUAUCGUCGGGCAGUUCGCGAAACUUGCUGGCUGUUAUGUUGUCGGAAGUGCUGGAUCUAAAGAAAAGGUUGAUUUACUUAAGAACAAAUUUGGAUUCGAUGAGGCUUUCAACUACAAAGAAGAAGAAAACCUCAAAGCAACAUUGAAAAGGUAUUUUCCAGAAGGUAUUGAUAUUUACUUUGACAAUGUUGGGGGGAAGAUGCUCGAUGCGGUGCUUCCAAACAUGAGGCUUCAUGGGCGUAUUGCUUCUUGUGGGAUGAUAUCGCAAUACAACAAACUUGAUCAACCCGAAGGCGUGUACAACCUCCAACAUGUCUUUUUCAAACGUCUGAAAAUUCUAGGGUUUACAUUUUAUGAUUUCCUUCAUUUGUAUCCUAAGUUUUAUGAUUUAAUUUUUCCUCUCAUUCGAGAAAGAAAGAUUGAGUAUCUCGAGGACACUACUGAAGGCAUUGAGAAUGGCCCGGCAGCUCUCAUUGGCUUGUUUUCCGGCAGAAAUGUUGGAAAGCAAGUUGUAGCUGUGUCACACAACUGAGCCACUCUUUUAUUAUUAUUUUUUUGUACUGAAGUUGUUUUUUUUAAUAUGAAUAAGUUAUAGUGAGUUUUAGAUAUGUUAUAAAUAAGAUGUUUAGUAUUAUAAUACAUGAAUAACAUAUAUGGAAAUGUAUCUUUCCUUUUAAUGUGAA